Enterobius vermicularis (human pinworm) is the source of this 951-nucleotide messenger RNA. The record is from the annotation of a GenBank genome assembly. NCBI's taxonomy places the organism in Eukaryota, Metazoa, Nematoda, Chromadorea, Rhabditida, Oxyuridae.
AUGAUGUGGGCCAAACGUUUGCCUUUACUGUUUCUUGUCAUUUAUACAACUGUUUUAUUUGUUGAAGUUAUUUCAUAUUCUGUCAUUCACCAUGAAAAUUCUACACUGGAAACAAAUGGCAAAACUCCAUUUAUGGAAGUGGAAGCAGUUAGUGAACUGAUAUACAUAACAGUUGACCCAGGUGUCAAUGAUACUGCUCAACAUUGGAAGGAAGUAACAUCAUCAUUUGCGGUCAGCUACGGAAAUCCAGAAAAUAAUUUUUUAAACGAUUUGCUGACUUCAAAUAGCAGUACGUCAGAAGACAAACAAAAAUUUAUUUUAGACUGGUUAAACGAAAUCAAUUUAUCUCAUAACCGCAAAAAUCCAGACAGCUCAGAAGAAGCACAAACGUCGACUGAAGAAGACUUUGAACAAGUAGGAGUUGUAGUUCCUUCAACUAGAUCUUCGAAUCAAUUUGGAUUUGGGAAGCCACGCCAACCAAACAACGCACAACGUGUCAAUUUAAGAGGCUGGAAUAAGAAUGGUAAGAUACGCUUUCCCGUUGCUUCUAACAAACCUCCCAGCAGUGAUGAAGAAUAUGGGUCUACAAAUUACUUCUCACAAACUGAUGGCCAGUCCUAUUUAAAUGAGAAUAGUGCGCCUGAAUACCUAAAUCUGAUUGAAAAUGCCAUUCACAACUACGAGGCACAAAAGGCCCUCGUUGGUCAAAUGGUCGAACCCAAGCUACCUGUAUACCACCGCUUUAAUCCAAAUUAUGACAACUCAGCUGAAACAAGUAUUGAAAAUCAAAGACGAACCUUGAAAAAAAGAGUUUUUGAUUUCUUCUCAUCAGAUGAAUCGGACAGUCAGCCUUGGUAUGGCUACAGUAACUCUAAAAGCAGCGAAAACGGCGAGAGUUACGGAAGCAGUGAAAGCGAAGAAGACUUAAAUUGGUUUUACGAAGAGUUCUAG